Molecule: messenger RNA, 3002 nt
Organism: Cimex lectularius (bed bug)
Lineage: Eukaryota; Metazoa; Arthropoda; Insecta; Hemiptera; Cimicidae
Product: phosphofurin acidic cluster sorting protein 1
Exons: 18
Coding region: 76-2493 (805 amino acids)
Biological process (GO): protein localization to plasma membrane
Source: RefSeq, a predicted model, not a curated record
CCUUGCUCCAAAUAAUUAACGUGCUUAGUCCAAAUCGCAAUCUUAGUUGGUACGCUACUUGAAAAAAAACAAGAUAUGGGCUCUAGUCAAAGUAAUUAUAAGUCUGAUAUCAGAAUGCCUUUGGUUGAGAGACUUUGCUCUCUUACGCUCACGAGAUUGGUUGUAACGAGGCCUCUCGGUUCUGAUAUAUCUUCAAUAACAGUUUCUGUUAAAAUGCAGGGAACAAAACGUGUAUUGCGUUCAAAUGAAAUCCAUCUUCAACCGAACGGUCUUCUUGAAACAGAUUUGGAGCUUAACUUCUGCAUUCAGUAUCCACAUUUUUUGAAAAGAGAAGGAAACAAAUUACAAAUCAUGCUCCAGAGACGUAAGAAAUAUAAGAACAGAACGAUUCUAGGUUAUAAGACUAUAGCAACCGGAAUGAUCAACAUGAGUUUAGUAUUGCAGAAGCAAAUUGACAUCGAAUUAGAUCUCCUGUCCGAAGACAAAGAAUCCAAAGGAAAUUUAUGUGCGCGUAUUCUAGUCCAUGGGCUGAAUAGCCAGCCAGUCGAUUCCGAUCUGACAUCCAAGCAACCAUUAACAGCGCAAAUUGGACGGUUGGAAAACUUCUCUGAAGACGACGAAGACUAUACCAGCAAUGAAGAAGCCUCAGACUCUGAGCCUAUUGUCAAUCAACACAGACAUAAAAAUAACGUACCCCCAACUACUGCAAGGCAACGAAACCUCAAACAAAAGUUUAUAUCCCUUCUUAAGAAAUUCAGGCUCAAUGAAGACCUUCACCACUUAGACCAUGAGCAAAGUAAACUCGCAGGAGGGGAUAUGGACCCGGCAGACAUAGAAGAUCUAAUCGAUGAACUGGAGCUUAGUGAUUCAGGACCAGAGUUGGAUACUGUAAGCAUCAUCUCGACUCCGAAGCCAUCCCUAAGGCCGUUCUUUUCAUCCAGCAAAUCACUUUUGAACAUAAAUGAACCGACACUGAACGUCCCAGAAAAAGGCUUUGAAAGGCUUAGUGACGAAAGCUCAAAGAGGGCGGAUUCGGAUUCACAUCCAGAUAGCGAUCCUCCUCUUAGCACAAGUUCACCCCCAAAAUUUGAAUCGUUUCGAAAGGACAUGGCUGAAAAAGAGAAGAAAAGUCGAUUUUUAUACAGAGACAAGAGCACGUCUUUAAAGAAGAAACCUUCUGUCUCAUCGGGUAGCCAAAAUAUACAUCCCGUUGGAGGAUUCGAAAACCCUGAUAUGCCAACAAGCUCUGAUUUACCUGAGCAGAAACAAAUUAUGUUGGAGCAAAUAUCCCAGCUGUUGCCCAACGAUGAGUGGCUCCCAGAGCAUGUGUUCAUCGUCAACACGUACGACCAUCUGGGAAAACUCGUCGCUUCUAACUUAUUGGACCAGAACUACAAAGUAAUAUCAACUACUGCUCCAGGGGAAGUUAGAAUAUUCAUUGCAUUUUUGAUUAACAAAAUUCAAGCGUUUUGUAACAACAAUUCAAAACCGCCUGCUGUACUUAAACUAAUUUUGGUCGGAGCUGACAGUUUCUUGAAUUGCAUUCUACGCAACUACGUUGAGCUGCUUUCCACCAAGCCACCGGAUUGGCAAGGAUACAUGAGAUUUUUGAUUGUACCAUUAGGUAUAAGUACAGUGAGCAGAUAUCUCGGCACUUUAGAUGCUGUUUACAACAAGUCAUUUGUAUCAGAAACAUGGCAGGACGCUAUAGAAAAGGAGGAUACGGACGAAGUUGUCAGUCGAAUACAAAGGUACAUGCAACAGUCAAACGCAACUGUCCAUUUGCCAAUAGCAGAAGCUAUGCUGACAUGCCGAGAAAGAUCCUCUGCUGAUGACUCGUCCCAGAUAUUUAUUCCAUUUGUCAGUGAUGUUCGGUUGGGUUCAGACGAAUUCAUGAGUGGAGCAUCCCUUGAGAUUGACGAUAUGGGUUUGUGUUUGGCACCAUCUGGAUCACCUCCAACAGGAGUGCACUCAGAUAGGAAAGUCUCACCGCCAAGUUCACCCAACAUGAACAUUUUAAUGACAUCGCACAAGGACAGCACUGAAACACUGGAGCUUCAAGUCGACUAUUGGCUAUCUCCGAAUCGUCAAUGCGAAAGCAGGCCUGAUAGUGGAACAAAGGGAAAGCCUGAAAAUACAAAGUCUACAAUAAAGUCAGCUUUCCGCUCACUUCACGUUCUAAGAUUGGGCAAUAUAGGGGAGCUUCCGUCUUCACACUUCACUAUCAACUAUUCGACAAAAGAAAAAAAUAGAAAAAUCAUGAGACUUGGAAAACGCAAAGAAAAAGAUAGGGAGGAACAAAAGAACGGAUUCAUCGAUGGUGUAUUAAGAUUGAUAUGUUCACCAAAGGCACACAAUUUGCCUUUAAAACUUUCAAUCGAUGGCGCUGAAUGGAACGGUGUUAAAUUUUUCCAACUAACGUCCCAAUGGCAAACACACAUCAGGCUCUUUCCAGUUCUCUUGUUCACAUGCGUCGAUGGGUUUCCUUUAUAGUGCAAAGUAUCAAGAUUUGCCUUUUUCAAGGACAGUAUGAUCUCAAAAUAUUACAAAAAGAAGAAAUCCUAAAUUAAAACAUUUGCUAGGUUUCAUAAUAUUUUAAGGUUUUUUUAAAAAUAAUUGUUUGUUUUUCUGUGAUUUUUUUUCUUAUCCAUUAAAACGAUUUAAUAGUUUUAGUAAUAUGAGUAUUUGUGCCAUUAUAAUGGAUCGUAUUGAGUUUUAAAACAAACAAUCUGGCAUUUUUUUCAUAUAGUUUUUUUUCUUUUUUUUAAUAUUUGUGACUAUGACAAUUUGGAUUUAACAAUAUUACUGGAAAUGAGCAUUAAAUUUUGUCCAGUAGAAUUAAACAAUUUUUUAGUGUAAAAUGUGCAAUAAAUUCAUUUUUUUAAAGAAACAAGUUCACUUGAAAGCAGGGCUUAGUUUAGAAAAAGGUACCAAAUUGAGUAAGAAUGAUGUGAGAAAAUACCAGAACUGUAUACAAUUGAAAUUAAAUCUAAAAAAAAAAU